AGGCCUCUCAAAUCUGAAAUCUCGCCCAUUAGCUGAGAUAUCUCCCACCCAAAAGCCUCAACGACCGCUUACCAUCAAAAUGGCAAAAGCUACCCUUGUUUUCCUGCUUGUCUCUUUACUAUACAUUUCAGACACAGCAAGAUCUGCUACCCCUGCAAGGUCCAGCGUUAGUGCCUCAAAUUUCAUCAAGGCCUCCUGUAGAACCACCACUUACCCUGCACUAUGUGUCCAAUCUCUCUCAGCUUAUGCUACUUCCAUCCAGCAAAGCCCACGCCAAUUGACCGAGACUGCCUUGUCCGUGAGCCUCGCCAGGGCUCAGUCCACUAAGACAUUCGUCUACAAGUUGACAAAGUUCAAGGAAGUGAAGGCCAGAGAAAUGGAAGCCAUUAAGGACUGUUUAGAGGAAAUUGAUGACACUGUGGAUAGGCUUAGCAAGUCUUUUAAAGAGCUCAAGAACAUGGGUCCGUCCAAGGGUAAGGCCUUCCAGUGGCACAUAAGCAAUGUGGAGACUUGGGUUAGUGCUGCUUUGACCGACGAGAACACUUGCGUUGAUGGUUUUGCUGGUAAGGCCAUGAAUGGGAGGUUGAAGUCUUCGAUUAAGGCAAGAUUUGUAAAUGUUGCUCAGGUGACUAGCAAUGCACUAGCAUUGAUUAACAAGUUUGCCUCCAAGAACUAAUUAAGUUAAGCAGCUGCUGUAAAAUUAUGUUUAUAUAAAUGAGUUCAUUUGGUAACAAGUGAUCUCAACUCCUCCAGCUCCAUGGGUCUAGUUUUGAUAUUUUGAGUGAUAUGCAUACUUGAUAUGAAACAAUCUGCUUUUCCUUUCUUUUUGAA
Hevea brasiliensis (rubber tree) is the source of this 831-nucleotide messenger RNA. RefSeq names its product 21 kDa protein. The transcript has a single exon. The record is from RefSeq and is a predicted model, not a curated record. Lineage: Eukaryota; Viridiplantae; Streptophyta; Magnoliopsida; Malpighiales; Euphorbiaceae. Gene Ontology annotation, biological process: negative regulation of catalytic activity. Bases 80 to 676 code for a protein of 198 amino acids. Gene Ontology annotation, molecular function: enzyme inhibitor activity.